Mizuhopecten yessoensis (Yesso scallop) is the source of this 3788-nucleotide messenger RNA. Its product is annotated as ubiquitin-conjugating enzyme E2 L3-like. NCBI's taxonomy places the organism in Eukaryota, Metazoa, Mollusca, Bivalvia, Pectinida, Pectinidae. The transcript has 4 exons. The record is from RefSeq and is a predicted model, not a curated record. The coding region runs from base 1 to 474 and encodes 157 amino acids.
AUGGCUGCGACCAGGAGACUUGGGAAGGAAUUACAAGAUAUAAAAAACAAAGAAACCGCAGGUGUUUUCAAAAUUAUAAUAGCAGAUGAGUCCAAUAUAUUAAACUGGUCAGGACUUAUACUUCCGCAAAAAAGUCCAUACAACAAAGGAGCGUUUAAGAUAGAAAUAUUGUUUCCAGCAGAAUAUCCGUUCAAACCCCCUAAAAUUACAUUUAAGACAAAAAUCUACCAUCCAAAUGUUGAUGAAAAGGGGCAAGUCUGUUUACCGAUCAUCAGUGCAGAUAACUGGAAACCAGCAACAAAGACUGAACAAGUGAUCGAGUCACUAGUUGCAUUAAUCGAUGAACCAGAACCUGAACAUCCACUCAGAGCUGAUCUAGCAGAGGAGUUGACCAAAGAUAAGAAGAAGUUUCUAAAAAAUGCAGAGGAUCACACAAAAAAACAUGCUGAAAAACGGGAUUAUACUUUGCCAUAAUAUGAUGAUGUGACUUGGUGACUUGCAAACAUUUGUGUUUGUGAUUUGUCAUCAUUUAGCUGUCACCGUGGAAAUAUCAUGGCACUUUUCUGUCCAUAUGUCUGUUUAUUUCAUCAUUAACAAUUUUUGGCCUUGGUUUUGAAUUACAGCAGAUCACUGUGGCCUUUUUUUUUCAAGAAUAAAUAAUCUGUAGAGGAAGCUUGUAAUUGGACUUGUUUGGAACUGAUUUUUACUAGAAUGUUCUUAAUAUUUAACUUUUCUAGAUAGAACUGUCAUAAUUAAGUGAGGAUUUGUAAGAUCAUCAGAUUGUUGAACAAAAUAUUAAAAAAAGUUGCAAAUCAUUACUGCUAUCUUUUAUUUCCCAUUAGGAGGUUGAAGUAAUGUUUCAUCUGGAAAACCUUAUUGGAUAUACAAUACUAUUAUAUGCAAUAUCGGUUCAAUUGUGUUCCUACAUUUACUUGAGCAAGUAAUGGACCUCUGAUAUUAACCCAUUCACCCCUAUGUUACUUAAGUAGACUCUACCAUGCAUUUAACUUGCUGAGUCCAUUAUGGUUUACAGUGGUGAAAGGGUUAAAUAAGUAAAGGUUACUUACUUGAGCCCUGGUAUAAUUAAUCUAAACAAGAACAUUUGGUGAUAUAUUUUCUUCAUUAAGAUCGAUCCAAUACAGGUGAAAAAUGGAUUCAUCCAUUCAAUGUUAAAUUCUUUUCUCUCCAAAAAUCUAAUACUAUUUGGCAAAAAAAUGAAAAGUAAAAGUAAAUGCACAAAAUUGUUUUUACCUAUCCUUUUGUGAUGUUUUGUUGUUCCUGAAUGUAUAACACUCCAUUGGCCCUUUGCACCAAAUGUUUUGCAUCUGUUGACGCUGUAAUUUCAAUAUAUCUACGAUCAUAAUUUUAAAAGAUUGGCUGUUAACACUUCAAAACUGAAAAACAAACUUACGACAAGACAACUUACCACUACUACUAAGAAUGAUGGAUUUGUCUGUGUAAAACAUUUGAGAACCUCAAAUCUUUCCUUAGGAACAAACCACUGGAAUAUGGUACGAUGGCAAGUUCAAACGUUAUUGGCACACACUACCAAUAGAGACUGAUUUGUAUUAAAGCAUACAUGUUUUUAUUUUGAGGAGUUUUGUUUUUACUGUGAAGUGAAGAAUCUAGAUUAGUGCAAUGUUUUUUUUGAAUUGAACACCGGUCACAAUCACUAUGGCAGUAUUAGAAGCUGAGGAGGGACAGCUUGUAGGAGAUACUUUGGUGUAAAACAUGUACUCCGUGUGUCGCAGGUAUUACAACAGGACACUCCGCAUUUUGUGAUUAAUAAUAAUUCCAUUGAUACUUGAUUUCGUAGAGGAUUUAUAUGUUAAUUGUGUUUUUGUUUAUGAGCUUGAUUGACUCUGAUCCUACUUCAGAUUCUACAGUAGUGAAUGAUGAUCUCGCUGACUGUAGAACAUGUAGAAUGAACCAGUAUACUUUCCUGUCCUGAGAUUGGUCUGAAGAUUGGUGUGCGCUUGAAAUUGAGUUGUAUGUUGUUUGUACAUAGCCUAAAUAUAACUAGUAUGCUGUGAGAAAGAGCAAAUCAUUUUGUUAAAAUAAAUAGAAAAUCCAAGACAAUAUAUUCGAUAAAAACAAUUUCAGCAUAUUUAAAGUACUGUGAUCAUAUGGACACGUUUGUUGUAUUUGAUAACUAACCUUUUCUAAAAACGAAGCACACUCAAUAUCUAUCCUGAAUUUAAUAGGUCUACUAUAUAGCAUAUGACUGUUAAAGGUUAUAACAGGUAGAUCCCAUUAGCAAGUGAGUACGGAAUGACUUCUAUCCAAUAGCUCAGCUACAACAUACGACUGUUAAAUGUUACAACAGGUAGAUCCCAUUAGCAAGUGAGAACGGAAGGACUUCUAUCCAAUAGCUCAGCUACAACAUACGACUGUUAAAUAUUACAACAGGUAGAUCCCAUUAGCAAGUGAGUACAGAAGGACUCCUAUCAAAUAGCUCGGCUACAACAUACGAAUGUUAAAUGUAACAACAGGUAGAUCCCAUUAGCAAGUGAGUACAGAAGGACUCCUAUGAAAUAGCUCGGCUACAACAUACGAAUGUUAAAUGUAACAACAGGUAGAUCCCAUUAGCAAGUGAGUACGGAAGGACUCCUAUCAAAUAGCUCGGCUACAACAUACGAAUCUUAAAUGUAACAACAGGUAGAUCCCAUUAGCAAGUGAGUACGGAAGGACUCCUAUCAAAUAGCUCGGCUACAACAUAUGACUGUUACAUGUUACAACAGGUAGAUCCUAUUAGCAAGUGAGUACGGAAGGACUUCUAUCCAAUAGCUCGGUUACAACAUAUGACUGUUAAAUGUUACAACAGGUAGAUCCUAUUAGCAAGUGAGUACGGAAGGACUCCUAUCAAAUAGCUCAGCUACAACAUACGACUGUUACAUGUUACAACAGGUAGAUCCCAUUAGCAAGUGAGUACGGAAGGACUACUAUCAAAUAGCUCGGCUACAACAUAUGACUGUUAAAUGUUACAACAGGUAGAUCCUAUUAGCAAGUGAGUACGGAAGGACUCCUAUCAAAUAGCUCAGCUACAACAUACGACUGUUAAAUGUAACAACAGGUAGAUCCCAUUAGCAAGUGAUCACGGUAUUGAUUUUACGAUCAUCAAUUCGGUUAAAAGUUAAUUUUUUCUACUGAUAUGGAACUUAAGGAUUUUAGUCCACUUGAACUGAUUAUUUAUUUAAAAAUUUGAGUAAAGAGAUGUAAUUUCUAAAUAAAUAUUAAAAAUAAUUUGUCAAUACCAUUGUAAGCAAGUAAGAUUUCGCCUGACUAUGUUGACUUUUCAAGUUGAUAUUAUUAUGGGUAGGGAAAACAUGUAAAAUUUCUGUAAAAAUCAUGCUGGCUUAGGCUGCUUCUUAUUUUAUUCUAAUUUUUUUUUUGCGAAAAUUCAAUCAAGAAUUAUUUUAGUACGUCUUGUGAUCCACUUAGUAAUUAUUUCAUUUCACUUGAAUUAUAACUAAUUGCUUUGGAAAAAAAUAUGCAAUAGGCUUAUAAUACAGAUAUAUAACAUAAUUUCUAAAUUGAUCCUCUGAAUCAAACAAGGUUGAGAAGUGUGUAUAUCAGAUGUUAACUGUUUUAUAUACUAACUAUAUAUGUUGGUUUAUAUGCCACUUCAUGUUGUAUCCACUAUCUGUUGUUCAUAGAAAGAAUUUUAGAUAAAACUUUGAACAACGUUUUUGUUUUCAGGGAUCCCAGUUUACACAUUACAUCAGACGAAACUAUUGGGCAGUUUGUGUAACACAGCUUUGAGAACAAUAUUAAAAGAAAAUGUGGUA